Messenger RNA from Guillardia theta CCMP2712, 3189 nucleotides. RefSeq lists its product as hypothetical. The coding region runs from base 1 to 3189 and encodes 1062 amino acids. The record is from RefSeq and is a predicted model, not a curated record. NCBI's taxonomy places the organism in Eukaryota, Cryptophyceae, Pyrenomonadales, Geminigeraceae. The transcript has 25 exons.
AUGAUCGCCGUGAUCGCCAUCACAGCCAUCAUCAACAUCGCAGCCAUCAUCAACAUCGCAGCCAUCAUCAACAUCGCAGCCAUCAUCGCCAUGGCCGCCAUGGUCACCAGGCCGGACUGGGUGAAGGCCGAACUUUAUGCCGACGGGAUGGAUGACGAUAAGAGUGUCUCGGUUGUUGGGAGCAGAGGGCUGCGAUCUCUAGCGGAAAACAGAAGCAAAGCUCAGCAGAGCAGCGAGAAGGCCGCUGGCGACGUCGCAGUUGAAAGAUCGGUCUCCAGACAGGCGAACAACAGGCCGAUGAGCGCGUCUGAAUUUAGGCAAGGCUCCUCCGACUCGAGCAAGAAGUUCUCGAUCGCAGUCCAAGACUAUGAGCGGAACCUGUCAGUGCUGCGAAAGGAGCGGGACAACCUGCAUGAAGAGGAGGCGCUGGAGAUUGAACGAGCUUACUCCUCGCAGUUGCGAUCUCGGAACGACGUGUCCAACACCGUCCAUGACAUGAUUGAGAAGCUGUCAACAUGUCAGAAGAAGAUCAAAGUGUUAGAGGAUGAAAAGAGGCAGAUUCAGCAUGCUCACAUCAAGGCAAUGCAAGAUAUGACAGUGAGAUGUGAGGCGGCGGAAAAGAAGGUUGCCGAGCUCAAGGAGCGAAAGCUGCAGAGAGAGUCGACCGUGCUGUCUGUUGAGAUGCAGAGGAUGGCGGCGAGUCAUGCGAGGGAGGUUGAGACCUUAGAGACCAAGUUUCAGAAAGCGAACCAAGUCAGUCAGGUGGCUGACGACCUGAGAAGGGAGUGGGAGAAGGAGAGAGAGGCAUUGAAGAGGAAGCUUCAAAGCUGCGAGCAGAACUCCAACGAGCUUCGCAAGCUGCUAGGUUUGUGUGUAAGCGAGAGUGUGUUCCUGCACGUGAAGGGGGAGACAACAGCGAGAGCGCAUGGCAGGGAUGAUAUGGACAGGAUGAUCAAAGUGAACAAGGACCGAGAGACCUUCGACUUGCAGACGUUGAUGGUGAUGGAUUUUACUCAGACGGCUGACAAGCGAAGAAUGCAAUUGGAAGAAGAGAUGAAAGCAUUGAAACUGAAGCACAAGGAGGAGAUCGAAAAGCUGAGCAACUCAUCUAAGUCAGAUCUAGGAAGAGUACAAGAAGCGAUCCGAACCAAGCAAGCGAAAUUCAAUGAGGCGAUGUCCCUCCUUGAAAGCGCCAAGUCGAGAGAGAUUGCAAAACUGCAGGAGGUUGCAAGAUCAGAGAUCGAACAAGCCCAGCUCACACAGGCGCAAAUGCAACAGAACUUCAACGCGAAGUUGGAGGAGGUCAGGAAGACCUUCGACGAAAAGGAAAAGAUAUUGAGAAGAUCGCUGGAGAUCUCCUCAGCAGCGGCAAGGAAAUUCAAAAUCAAUCACGACAGACUCGUCGAGGGCAUUCACCAGCUCCUCUUGCUCCUCGAGAAAAAGAUGUCCCUGGCGAGAAGAGCGAGCAGCAGAGACAAGGGAAACAACAGGAAACAGGAGGAGAGCGAGGAGAACGGGGAAGAGAACGAGGAGGAGGGGGAUGGGGAAGGAGAGGAGGGGCAGAGGCAAUUCCUGCAUGACAAGAGUCAUGAAAGCAUGGUGCUCGAGUUCGAGGACGGUGGAGGCAGGAGGACGAAGGCUUCUUCGUCGCACAGAGGAAGGGCUCUGCGGUGGGAGGACCUGUACCAUCGGCAGGGCUCAGAAGGAGGGAAAAAGAGGCUGCAGCGAUCAGAGACGAUUCCUCCGGAGAUGCGAUCUGUCCUACACGGGGACGUGGGAGAGAGGACGUACUGGACAGAGAGAAUGUCAAACGCUCUUGGCAACCUGCUAAACAUGAAACGGUCAGAGCGGACUAGGCGAGCAUUCUUCCGGGGUUGUCGAGAUUGCGUUUUACAGUCAGAAUGCAAACAUCGAAUAUCAACUCUCCAUUAUCAUGGCAAGAAUAAGCGGAAACAAGCUGUGAUCUACACCAGCUGGCAAGGCUGGACACGAUUCACUCGCACCGUUGGCGACUUGCAAGCCAAGAGCGCAUGGCGGCAGCAGCGAACCCUGACGGAGCAGGAGCAGGAGCAGGAGCAGGAGCAGGAGCAGGAGCAGGAGCAGACGCUGACCUGCUUCUUCGCCUGGAUGAGGCUGAGGGACGCAGGCCGCGCAGGGAGAGCGGCACAGAAGCUCUUGGAGGACUUGAAGAGCUGCGAGGAGAGGAGGAAGGAGGAGGAGGAGCGAGCAGCUGCGGACCUCCGGGCACAGCAGCAGUCCAGCGAGAGGUCCGCCAUGGAGCAGGAGCGCGACUUCGCAGCUCGCUUGCAGGCGGACCGGGAGCACCUGCAGAGGAAGCACGAGGAGGCGCUCAAGAAGCACGCGACAGUCAUGGAGCGCACGAGGGAGAGGUUCGAGUCCAGCAGGGCGGAGUGGGGCAGGAGGCUCCAGCUACUGUCGAGCUCGCUGCAGCUGGAAGUCACGUCCCUCAGCACAGAGCGCGAACUCCUCUCGCGCGACAUCGCUCAGGCGAGCCUCAGGGCCCAGCUAGGCGUCCACCACCUACUCCAGCAGCUCGCCAUGGUCAGGCAGCACGCCCAGGAGUGCCAGCAGGUGGAGCAGGAGACGGCCGAGCUGGUGGCCGGCAGAGCAGAGGAGCUGGAGGAGCGGCUGGGCCUUUUCGUGUCAUCCAACAGUGAGCUGGAGCAGCAGGUGAGGACGCUCAAGGGUCAGGUCGCGUUCAAGGACUGGAGGAUGAGGCGUCUGCUGCACGACCCUCGCCCUCCCCCGCAGCUCCAUCAGACCUCGUCCGCCGUCAACGAAGUUCGGGACCCUGUAGCCACGGAUCCCCGACAGCAGCAUGCAGACCGUCUUGUCGAAGUUGCUCCUGCUCCUGCUCCUGCUCCUGCUCCUGCUCCUGCUCCUGCUCCUGCUCCUGCUCCUGCUCCUGCUCCUGCUCCUGCUCCACUCGCUCAGCAAGCAGUGGAUAUUUCGAUAUGGCAAAGGGAUAGAGUGAGGGAGGAGUAUUCAAUCUCUUCACAGAGGGAACUCUCCUUCCCUGCUUUUGUUGCUGGCGAGGAUUCUCGCGGACAGGCUGGAGGGGGCAGCGAAGGGGAGGAGGAGGAGGAGGUCGACGAGGAGCUGAAAGAGUACAUGCAGCGAAGGAGGGCAGAGAUCAGCUUGCAGCGAUCGAGUAGCCCGGAGACAUAG